This is a messenger RNA of Aspergillus campestris IBT 28561, 1414 nucleotides long. RefSeq lists its product as uncharacterized. The record is from RefSeq and is a predicted model, not a curated record. NCBI's taxonomy places the organism in Eukaryota, Fungi, Ascomycota, Eurotiomycetes, Eurotiales, Aspergillaceae. Bases 44 to 1414 code for a protein of 456 amino acids. The transcript has 5 exons.
UGACAAACCGGCCUCUAUCUUUUUGGAAGAGAUACCGGCGAUAAUGCCCCCCCUCCUAGGAGGGAAAAGUGCCUGUCUAGAAGCAGCCCUAGAAGACGACGAUAAAAUUCUACAUCGCUUGGAUUAUCCCCAAAAACAACGGGAGUUCUGGGCAUACCUGGUCUCCUUCAAAAACGACAUUGAAGCAACAGUGGCAUUUCACCUCCGCGCAAAAUACUGCCAGGUCGCCGAUGAAGCCGACUGGAUGUGUGGCAGCUACAACGUGUGCAUUCCAGUCGCGGUGAACCCACCAUCGGAGCGUCGUGUCCUGCUUCGUAUCCCUCUUCCUUACAAGAUCGGCGAAGACAACUGUCCUGGAAAUGCGGACGAGAAAUUGCGAUGCGAAGUAGCGACCUACAUUUGGAUCCACGAGAAUUGCCCGACUGUUCCUAUCCCUACGCUUUAUGGGUUUGCGUUUCCUGAUGGAAAGACUUUUGUUCAAGUAUUUUGCGUAUCUCUCUUCUCGCGACUCCGUUGGCACAUAACGCAGACGCUGCGUUCCUGGAUUGGCUUUCCAAAAAUAUGCCCUUACAUUAGCCAGAAGCGCUCGACCCCUUUGAAAACAGGCUACAUGAUCAUCAGUCUCGAAACUACACGAAGACAGAAUCUCUUCAAUGACCUUGCGAAAAUCAUCCUAUUGUUAAGCCACAUUCGUCUGCCCCGAAUUGGGUCCUUGACCAUAGACAACGAUGGACUUAUCAGUUUGACAAAACGGCCCCUAACGCUCCGUCUCCAAAGCCUGGAAAAUGAGGGUAUUCCAACAAUCCCAAGAGACUUGACCUAUCCAUCAGUGGAGCCGUAUCUGCUGGAUCUGUUACAAUGUCACGAUAACCGUAUAUACCAUCAGCUAAACGCCAUCCAUGAUCUACAUGAUGGGCAGGAGCAACUGGCUGCUUUGACUAUGAUGCGUGGCCUUCUCCACCAGUUUAUAUCUCUCGAGUACCCAAUAAUCCUUGUCGACGAAGACUGGCAUAUCACAUCACUUAUUGACUUGGAAUGGGCUUGCGCUUUCCCUAUUGAAAUGCAAACCCCGCCUUAUUGGCUGACCGGACGACCUGUGGAUGAUAUCGAGCAUGGAGCAAACCUUGAAACCUAUGACAAGAUCGUCAAUGAAUAUAUGGAUGCUUUUGACAAAGAAGGAAGCUUUUGGUAUUUUCAAGCGCUACAUAGCCCUAAAGGCCUUCUCCGCGUGUUCAAUGAACACGUUCAACGCAAGUAUUGUGAGGAACACUGCACCCAGCGUGUGUUUGAUCGGACGGUCAGUCCAUACUGGUGCCGAGGGGCAGAGGAGUUGAUUCGGAAAAAGAUGGAAGAAGAGGCUGUUUACAAGAAUCGAUUGAGAGAGCGGUUCAUGUCUGACGAUGGGCAGGGUUGA